Penicillium diatomitis is the source of this 1527-nucleotide messenger RNA. RefSeq lists its product as uncharacterized. The transcript is spliced from 3 exons. The record is from RefSeq and is a predicted model, not a curated record. NCBI's taxonomy places the organism in Eukaryota, Fungi, Ascomycota, Eurotiomycetes, Eurotiales, Aspergillaceae. Bases 1 to 1527 code for a protein of 508 amino acids.
AUGCAGUUGUCUCAUAUGUCGCAGAAGCGCUGGAUCCGAGUGCAUCCCCCUUUGCCCGGCAAGGGUGGAUAUGAUACUGUCAGCUUAGAGGUUAUUGACCUCUUGAAAGCAGGCGAUGGCCAUAAUUCUCAGGUAUUUACGGUCCGACUACUAGACUUUGAGUCGACAUCACAGUUGCUUCCUCGGAAAGGCACAGUACUUGUUGCAAAAAUUUACGACCCGCUUUACUUCGAUGAUGAUGAAGGGCACCUCAACCCAUUUCUCUGCGCGGACAAAUACUACACUCAUGAGGCCAAUGCAUAUAUGGCCCUCAACGAACUUCAAGGUCAAGGUAUUCCGAGAUACUACGGGUCAUACUCCUUGAGUCUAUCUGUGAAUUCAGUACACACGCGGGCAGUUCGAAUGAUAUUGGUCGACCAUAUCGAAGGUAUUACCAUGGCAGAUGCUAAGCCGAGGAAUUUUUCACAAUCAGUUCGUCAAAACAUUUUGAAAUCGAUUGUGGACCUUGAGAGCCAGAUCUUUGAAAAGGACGUUUGGCUCACCGACCUCGAACCGCGAAAUGUCAUUAUAAGUUCUCCAGAUAGCGACAAGCCCGGUGUCGUAUUCAUUGAUUUCGCCCAUGCUCUUUUCAACCGCAGGCGAGAUGAUCCACCUUUGUUACAGUUAAAUUAUUUUCUGGGAGAAUACGUUUCGCCGCUCCUUCGGUGGAAGGAAAUCAGAGGCAAAGGAGAUUCAUUUUCAGGAUGGAUUGAUUGGGAUUGGGAUCCCUGGCUCGAAGCCGAAUUUGCAGAUACGGUCUCAAGCAUAAAGCCAGGCGUUCUGCCCACCCACUCGUUUCUCUCGUGGGUGUGCCACACCGAUCUCGUCAAUCACACCGAUCUCGUCAAUUUCAUCCAAACCAUCAGAUUCAACUUCGUCGCGAUAUAUCUUCAACCAACCAUGUCUAAUUUAUCUCUACCCUACGAGACUCGUAUGACUAAGGCUAUCGAAGCUUACCAGGCCUCUCAAAAACCGAAUCUCUCACAGAUUGCGCGAGAAUGGGCGAUUCCUCGAAUGACUCUCCACGGUCGCGUUAGAAACGAGAGACGCGCUAGAACUUCCCAGACACCUAAAAACUAUGCUCUUGAAGGGUGGCAGGAAGAAGCCUUAGUUCGGUGGAUGAUCCAGAUGGCAGAAUGGAACAUGCCAGUGACUCCUGAUAUUAUUCGCGAAUGGGCAAAUCGAGCACUCUCCCGUGCCGGCUACGAAGGCAGGACUGUCUCGAAGAUGUGGGCGUAUCGCUUUAUGAAGCGUCUUCCUGAAGAAGUCAAUUUACGGCUCAAGAAGCAGAAGACUAAGGAGAGCAAGCGUAUUCAUGCUGAAGAUGCGGCAGAACGGAGACUACGGAAGCUAUGGAAGGAGCGAAGGGGUGUCGAUAUCCCUCCAACACCUACCCCUACCCAGCAGUCAGAGGCAUCUCUACGCGCUGAGAGAGAGGCUCGAGAGGCUGGAGAAUUGUUUUUUAUAGAUCCCCAUCCAUUAAGUUGA